AUGGCUGCCAAGUCCAACGCCGUCCCCAUGGCCGUCGUCCUCAUCGUCGCCAUCUUUCUCCUCUUCACAUUUUGGCAGAACAAUCUCAGCGUGCAUUACGGAUCUUUCAAUUCCGGGAAUCGCAACGGCGUGGCCAAGGAUGCCGGGCAAGAACCCGAACCCGAACCCGUCACCGUCACCGUCACCGUCACGGCGCCGGCCGCCGAAUCCACCGCCGGGGGCACGCUGGUAGAGCAAGACACGCCCGCAGUGGCGGUGGCCAAAGAGAGCAAGCCGCGGUAUAUCUUUGUUGAUUUGGGCGCCAACGGCGCCGACUCGCUCCAGACGUUUUUGGAGGAACCGGAAGCCAAGUUAAAAUACGACUUUCCCGCGCCGCAGUGGGCGACACACGACGAUGCCGAAAUCUUUCUCUUCGAGGCCAACCCCGUCUUCAACGACGCUCUCGUGAACGCCCGCCAAAAAUACGCCGCCGUCGGCAAGGCCAUCACCAUCUACCCCUCCACCGUCGUCGACACUACCGACGGCCUGCGCACCUUUUACCUCGACGAGGUCAACGAGGACCACAACUACUGGGGCUCGUCCACCUACAAGAAUCACCCCGACGCCGUCGCCUCUGGCGGCAAAGGCACCGAGCUGUCCGCUAUCAACAUUGCCCGCUGGCUGCUCAUGAAUACGCUGCCGCACGACUUUGUCGUUGUCAAAAUGGAUAUCGAAGGGGCCGAGUAUGACAUUGUCCCGCACCUGGUCAAGAUGCGGGCGUGGACCGUGAUCGAUGUGUUGCUGGUCGAGUGGCAUGGUCACUUGCCGACGGACGAGGCCCGCCAAGAGGCCAAGGAUGCCCUGGAGAAGCUGCAGGCGCAAGGCGUCAGCUGCCCGCAUUAUGAUUCUUCCACGUAG
Beauveria bassiana ARSEF 2860 is the source of this 897-nucleotide messenger RNA. Its product is annotated as FkbM family methyltransferase. The transcript is spliced from 2 exons. The record is from RefSeq and is a predicted model, not a curated record. Bases 1 to 897 code for a protein of 298 amino acids. NCBI's taxonomy places the organism in Eukaryota, Fungi, Ascomycota, Sordariomycetes, Hypocreales, Cordycipitaceae.